AACCCAUUCAAAGCGCGUUGAAGCGUUGAGGCGAAACCGCGGGGGAGAAACGCGGCGAGCAGCUCAUUGUGUCAAGUGGUGGUGGCGGACCAUCACACACUGCCCCAGCAGCCGCGUUCAGCCACACAGCAGCUGCUCUCUACCCAACCCACCACAGCGAAGUACCUCCUCCUCCUCCUCCUCCCUG
Molecule: messenger RNA, 187 nt
Organism: Closterium sp. Yama58-4
Lineage: Eukaryota; Viridiplantae; Streptophyta; Zygnematophyceae; Desmidiales; Closteriaceae
Source: the annotation of a GenBank genome assembly